AUACCCAGUGUUCACUUAAAUCGUCCAGAGUUGGUGAUGAUGGCGUCCUGCCCAAGGACCGUCAGGCCUCAACAACACUUCUGGGUGAAAUACACACUGCUCAACAAUUUGCAAGAUUUCCUUGCUGCUCGUCUGAUCUGGAAUUCAGAGGGAGGAAGUCAGGAUCCCAGUGUGGGAGCGGUUGUGUGCCAGUCUCCACUCAACAACCUGGGCCAGUGUAAGAAAGGCUCCAUACUGUCCUUCACUGUGGCCUUCCAGAUUCUCAAAACUGGGAUUUUUGAGGUCAGGCGCUAUGGUGGAGCUCCAGACAACAACCUCUCCUGCAGGAACUGUUAAUCGAGCCCCUCACCUGUCCCCCGAUCCCAGCUUUGUUUCACUGGUAAAAAUAGCCAAGAGAGAGUGUAAGGUGCUAGUGCUGGAAUGAAUCAAAGAUGUACACAAAAGGUGAUCUGGACUGUGGGAGCUUAUGACAAAAGCAUCACUGUCCUGUGGCUGUGCUUCAACACAGAGCAGCCGUCAGAUCUUUGUCUUCAUCCCAAGAAGAAGCAACAAUCAUACUAUAAUAAAUGCUAAAGAUGGAGUCAGUGAAUGAGGAAUGAAACAUGAAUCAGAGGACUGGUGCUGAUGAGAUUCUGAUGUGAGCUCAG
Oreochromis aureus is the source of this 647-nucleotide messenger RNA. RefSeq names its product microtubule-associated protein 11-like. Gene Ontology annotation, biological process: cilium assembly. Gene Ontology annotation, molecular function: alpha-tubulin binding. Lineage: Eukaryota; Metazoa; Chordata; Actinopteri; Cichliformes; Cichlidae. Bases 37 to 336 code for a protein of 99 amino acids. Gene Ontology annotation, cellular component: TRAPPII protein complex. The transcript has 4 exons. The record is from RefSeq and is a predicted model, not a curated record.